AUGAUCAAACUUUUCCACAAAACAGUAUGCAAAGGAGCCGCAUACAUCGCCCUGACUGAAGACUCGGCGGACAGCAGGUAUGCCAAACUCGACAAAAUGUACCGCCAUUGCCAGUACGUAGAGAAUAAUGUCAUUAUCGAUUUCACUUUUGCCGAUUAUGGCGAGAGUAACUUGAGCUUUGAUUUCCUGAAAGAUAUCGAAGAAAUUAAAGGAUUUCUACUAAUAAGAAAGAUUAAGGCGAAGAAAAUACCAUUCAACAAUUUGAAGAUCAUCUGGGGCCAAAAACUCUAUAAAUACCAGACGUACGUCAACAAAACUGCGAAGAAAAGCGAUAGAUCCUAUUCAGUGUUUGUCGAUGCUGUGGAGUCUUCGGCGGAAUAUGUUCACAUUUAUAUGCCAAAUUUAGUGGAAAUCAUGAAUGGUGACGUCAGCUUCCGUGAUAUGGACUCCUUACCCUACCUUAAAAGCAUUCUUUGGCCUGAGCUACUCAGCAACUACGGCAAUAUGACUGACCAGCAGUGGGUCCAAAUUUCCGGAGCCACCGGAAGGAGAAAUGGAAAUAAUAAAUGUCACAUGACGUGUAAACCAUUCGAUGGUCAGAAGAGAUGCUGGUCUGGCAGGGCCGAAGACUGCCAAAAAUUCACUCGCAUGGGUUGUAGUAGUAGUUGCGAGAACAGAUGUUCAGUGAACUCAUCAUGGCGAUGCUGUGACGAUGAGUGCGCCGGAGGCUGUCGAGACUACGGGCCCGCUAGCUGCUACGCCUGCAAAAACUACAACAUCGGGAAGAAGUGUGUUAAAAACUGCCCGCCACUCGUGAGAUAUGACUCCAUCAAAAUGCAACACGUCAGAGAUCCGGCCGGGAUGUUUAAUCUGGAAAAAUCUUGCGUGCCCAAAUACCACAUGUUGGUUGAAAGAGACUCAUGUGUAAUUAUCUGUGGAAGCAACUCCAGGCCAGAUAUGGAGAGCCGAACGUGUGUUGAUUGUUCCAAGUCUGACUCAUGCCCCAAGGUAUGCAAUGGCACGGAGGGCAUUUUCACGGCAAAAGACCUGCCCUCUCUUGAAAACUGCAUCAUCAUCCAUGGCCAUAUUCGAUUAUCUAAUUUUUCUUUUACCGGACGAGACGCGAUGAACCUAUCCGACUUGAAGGUAUUCGAAUCGGUCGAGAUUAUAACCGGAUCCCUGGACAUAACCGAAAUUACCGAUCCCGAAUUGACGGAUCUCUCCUUCCUUCGUAAUCUUAAGUUCAUCAUGGGAAACCAAAUUGAUGGGUGGCCAAUGAAAUUAAAUUUCAGAGUCAGGAGUGGAAUAGCCCUCAAAAUCCUCUCAAACGGGAUCAAAACUCUAUCCCUCAACCCAUCCCUGGCCGUCAUAAACGGCAUCACGCAAAUCGCCGAAAAUCCUAAACUCUGCCUAACUCAAAACCUACCCUGGGGUAACGUGACGAAAGUUUACCUGACUAAAAAUAGAAAUGACGAUGACUGCGCGGCAAGCAACAUAACAUGCCACGUUGCUUGCGACAAGCGAUUUGGUUGCAUGGGCGUCGCGAGCAACCAAUGCUACAAGUGCAACAACAUCACGCACCAUGACGACUGUAUACUCACUUGUGAUCAUUACGACUACAUGCAACCGGUGUUCAGUGAUGGUAUUGGUGGAGACGAUGGAAAAGUGAUGAAGUGUAAGAGAUGUCACCAGGAAUGUAGGGCCGGAUGCAACGGAUCGCUGGCUUCCGACUGUUGGAGGUGCGUGUCGUACAAGCACCAGGGCACGUGCGUCAGCGAGUGUCCACUUGGUUUCGUGCCGGGAAAAAGAUGUCAUUCCUCGAGAUGCAAAGCUUUGUAUCUCUGGGUCAUUAUUAUUAUAUUACUGAUGAAGAAUUAG
This is a messenger RNA of Helobdella robusta, 1878 nucleotides long. RefSeq lists its product as hypothetical. The transcript has 14 exons. NCBI's taxonomy places the organism in Eukaryota, Metazoa, Annelida, Clitellata, Rhynchobdellida, Glossiphoniidae. The coding region runs from base 1 to 1878 and encodes 625 amino acids. The record is from RefSeq and is a predicted model, not a curated record.